Messenger RNA from Prunus armeniaca (apricot), 1269 nucleotides. The record is from the annotation of a GenBank genome assembly. NCBI's taxonomy places the organism in Eukaryota, Viridiplantae, Streptophyta, Magnoliopsida, Rosales, Rosaceae.
AUGUCUUCAUCAUAUCUCCCAGCAACUACUGAUUCGAUUGCUCAGGCUUUAGAGGCCAAAGCCCCAUCUGAAGCCAUUUCGAUUCUUUAUCGCAUUCUUGAAAACCCAUCUUCUUCUUCUGAAGCUCUACGGAUAAAGGAACAAGCUAUCACAAAUCUGACGGAUCUUCUUAGACAAGAAAAUCGGGCAGAGGAUCUUCGUAACCUUCUCACCCAGUUGAGGCCUUUCUUUAACUUGAUUCCCAAGGCGAAAACUGCAAAAAUUGUUCGUAGUAUUAUUGAUGCAGUAGCUAAAGUACCAGGCACAUCUGAUCUUCAGAUUUCCCUUUGCAAAGAAAUGGUGCAGUGGACCCGUGCUGAGAAGCGAACUUUCCUUCGACAGCGAGUGGAGGCCAGGCUUGCAUCUCUUUUGAUGGAAAGCAAGGAGUAUUCAGAAGCACUAAGUCUCCUAUCAGGCUUGAUCAAGGAAGUGAGAAGGCUAGAUGACAAGCUUCUCCUUGUGGACAUAGAUUUGUUGGAGAGCAAGCUCCAUUUCUCUUUGAGAAAUCUCCCUAAAGCCAAGGCUUCACUCACAGCUGCAAGAACAGCAGCCAAUUCCAUAUAUGUGCCUCCAGCUCAGCAGGGAACUAUCGAUUUGCAGAGUGGGAUUCUUCAUGCCGAAGAAAAGGACUACAAGACUGCUUAUAGUUAUUUCUUUGAAGCAUUUGAAGCCUUCAAUGCUCUUGAAGAUCCUCGGGCUGUAUUUAGCCUCAAGUAUAUGUUGCUGUGCAAAAUCAUGGUGAGCCAGGCUGAUGAUGUGGCAGGUAUAAUUUCAUCAAAAGCAGGACUACAGUAUGUGGGGCCCGAGCUGGAUGCUAUGAAAGCAGUUGCUGAUGCUCACUCGAAGCGCUCUUUAAAGCUCUUUGAAACUGCUCUUCGGGAUUUUAAGGCCCAGCUGGAGGAAGAUCCCAUUGUCCACAGGCACCUUUCAUCCCUGUAUGACACUCUGUUGGAACAGAAUCUCUGCAGGUUGAUUGAGCCUUUCUCAAGGGUGGAGAUUGCUCAUAUUGCAGAACUCAUUGAACUGCCAAUCGAUCAUGUGGAAAAGAAACUGUCUCAGAUGAUUCUGGACAAGAAGUUUGCAGGGACUUUAGAUCAGGGUGCUGGAUGCCUCAUCAUUUUUGACGAUCCCAAGACGGAUGCAAUCUACCCUGCAACGUUGGAAACCAUAUCUAACAUCGGCAAGGUUGUGGACAGCCUCUACGUGAGGUCUGCAAAGAUAAUGGCAUGA